UCGCUCCCCCCUCCCCCGGGCGGCGGCGGCGGCGGAGUGAACGGGACGGGCCCGGCCGAGGGCAGUAGGGCGCCGCGCCGCGCGGCGGAGGACGAAGAGUUGGGAUCGCCGCUGCCCCCGUUUUGGCCAGGUUGAAUGUGGCAAGAGAAUUCUGCCGUCCUGAAAUGGAGGUCAGAGCUUCCUUACAGAAGGUUAGUGGGUCAUCUGAUUCCAUGACCACACUAAACAGUGAAGAAUUUGUUUUGGUACCUCAGCAAGCAGAUGAUACCUCUACAAAAGAUGAUGAAAAACCUCAACUAAAGAUAGUCUCCAAUGGAGAUGAACAGUUAGAGAAGGCAAUGGAAGAGAUUCUGAGGGAUUCUGAAAAAGGUCAAAACCAUCUUCUCGAUUGCGAAAGUUCGACUGAAAUUUGUGAUCAUUCGUUUACUGAUGUUUCAGCCAACCAAACAAAUAGGCCUUCUCUCCAGUUAGUGUUGGAUUCUUCUAAUGCAGAAAUUUCCACUCUCCGACCACCUUCUCCCGGUGAACCACCAGAGGAAGAUAGUGUAUUAUUUAAUAAACUGACUUACUUAGGAUGUAUGAAAGUUUCUUCUCCUCGAAAUGAAGUAGAAGCUUUACGAGCAAUGGCAACCAUGAAAUCUUCAAGCCAGUUUCCCUUCCCUGUCACUCUCUAUGUGCCAAAUGUUCCAGAAGGCUCUGUAAGAAUAAUAGAUCAAUCCAGCAAUGUGGAAAUUGCAUCGUUCCCAAUCUACAAAAUAUUAUUUUGUGCACGUGGCCACGAUGGGACAACAGAAAGCGAUUGCUUCGCAUUUACAGAGAGUUCUCGUGGGACAGAAGACUUUCAGAUACACAUUUUCUCCUGUGAGAUUCAAGAGGCAGUCAGCAGAAUUUUAUACAGCUUUUGUACAGCAUUUAAACGUUCUUCCAGGCAAGUGUCAGAUGUAAAGGACUCUAUUGUCCCUACCCCAGACAGUGAUGUGUUUACCUUCAGUGUCUCUUUGGAGGUCAAAGAAGAUGAUGGAAAAGGAAACUUCAGUCCUGUGCCUAAAGAUAGAGAGAAAUUUUAUUUCAAAUUGAGACAAGGAAUUGAAAAGAAGGUUGUGAUCACAGUGCAACAGCUGUCCAACAAAGAACUAGCAAUUGAAAGAUGUUUUGGAAUGUUACUAAGCCCGGGUCGAAACGUGAAGAACAGUGACAUGCAUUUACUGGAUAUGGAAUCCAUGGGAAAGAGCUGUGAUGGAAGAGCAUAUGUUAUUACUGGAAUGUGGAACCCCAACACACCUACAUUCUUGGCACUUAAUGAAGAAACUCCUAAAGAUAAAAGGGUGUUCAUGACUGUAGCUGUGGAUAUGGUCGUCACCGAGGUGGUGGAGCCGGUCCGCUUCUUGCUAGAGACCUUGGUGCGUGUGUACCCUGCCAAUGAGCGCUUCUGGUACUUCAGCAGAAAGACUUUCACUGAGACUUUCUUUAUGAAGCUCAAACAGUCGGAGGGAAGAGCCCAUGCCAGUGCUGGGGAUGCCAUCUAUGAAGUAGUGACGCUGCAGAGGGCGUCUGAGAAGGAAGAGCCAGUCACUCCAACCAGUGCUGGGGGUCCAGUGUCGUCCCAGGAGGAUGAGCCAGAAGAAGAGAGUGAUAAUGAACUUUCAAGUGGAACUGGUGAUGUGUCUAAGGAUUGCCCUGAGAAGAUACUAUAUUCAUGGGGAGAGUUGCUGGGAAGAUGGCACAAUAACCUGCGUGUGCGGCCCAAAGGGCUAUCCACUCUGGUGAAGAGUGGGGUUCCAGAAGCGUUAAGGGCAGAGGUAUGGCAGCUACUAGCAGGCUGCCAUGACAACCAGACUAUGCUAGAUAAAUACCGAAUUCUUAUUACAAAGGAUUCAGCCCAGGAGAGUGUUAUAACACGAGACAUUCAUCGAACAUUUCCUGCACAUGAUCACUUCAAAGACACUGGAGGAGAUGGUCAAGAAUCCCUUUAUAAAAUCUGCAAGGCUUACUCUGUCUAUGAUGAAGAUAUUGGAUAUUGCCAAGGACAGUCUUUUCUUGCUGCCGUAUUGCUGCUCCAUAUGCCUGAAGAACAGGCAUUCUGUGUUUUGGUGAAGAUUAUGUAUGACUAUGGUUUGAGGGAUCUCUACAAAAAUAACUUCGAGGAUCUUCACUGUAAAUUCUAUCAACUGGAACGGCUCAUGCAGGAGCAAUUACCAGACCUGCAUAGCCACUUCUGUGACCUGAACCUGGAGGCUCAUAUGUAUGCAUCGCAAUGGUUUCUCACUCUCUUCACUGCCAAGUUUCCUCUAUGCAUGGUCUUCCACAUCAUUGACUUACUGCUCUGUGAGGGUCUCAACAUAAUCUUCCAUGUAGCUUUGGCACUCUUAAAGACAUCCAAGGAAGACCUUCUGCAGGCUGACUUCGAAGGUGCUUUAAAGUUUUUCAGAGUCCAGCUUCCAAAGAGGUACAGGGCAGAAGAAAAUGCCCGGAGAUUGAUGGAACAAGCAUGUAACAUUAAGGUGCCUACUAAGAAGUUGAAGAAAUAUGAGAAAGAGUAUCAAACCAUGCGAGAGAGCCAGCUGCAACAAGAGGACCCUAUGGACAGAUACAAGAGGGAGAACCGGAGGUUACAGGAAGCCAGCAUGCGGCUAGAACAAGAGAAUGAUGACCUUGCUCAUGAACUUGUAACCAGCAAAAUCGCUCUGCGAAAUGACUUGGACCAGGCUGAAGACAAGGCAGAUGUUUUAAAUAAAGAGCUGCUCCUGACCAAACAGAGACUAGUGGAAACUGAAGAAGAGAAGAGGAAACAAGAGGAAGAAACUGCUCAGCUAAAAGAAGUCUUUAGGAGACAGCUUGAGAAGGCAGAAUCAGAAAUAAAGAAAACAACAGCCAUCAUUGCUGAGUACAAACAGAUCUGCUCCCAGUUGAGUACCAGACUGGAAAAGCAGCAAGCGGCCAACAAGGAGGAACUGGAAGUUGUCAAGGGGAAGGUGAUGGCGUGCAAACACUGCAGUGAGAUUUUCAAUAAGGAAGGGGCACUGAAGUUAGCAACUAUAAGCAAAGAAAACCAGGGCAUUGAAAUUGAUGAUGAGAAGGACUCACUCAAGAAACAACUGCGGGAAAUGGAGCUGGAACUGGCCCAGACCAAACUGCAGCUGGUGGAGGCCAAGUGUAAAAUCCAGGAGCUUGAACAUCAGAGAGGAGCCCUCAUGAAUGAAAUUCAAGCUGCAAAAAACUCUUGGUUUAGCAAAACCCUGAACUCUAUCAAAACAGCCACAGGCACACAGCCACCCCAGCAGCCUCAGCCAUCCCAGCCACCCAAAGAGAGCACGUAGUUCCUGCCAAAUUCCACGCACAAGAACAUGACGAUUCAAGCAACCGAAGCCCUGGCAGAUUGUCCCAGUGUCCCUUUGAGGGGAAGUAAGGAAGGCCAGGGAGCAAGCCUGAAACCGAAAUCCUUCAGCAUCUCUCAUUCAUGUGGUGUGAUGCUUUUCAAAGGAAAGUUAUUUAGAGUCCUGUUUUAUGUUGAAUAUCUAUUUUCCACCUUCCUCACUGAAAACCACCAUCAACCUUUUUACACCUUAUUUUAUUAUAUCUAGAUGUUAAGUUGGAAAUAAAUAAUUCAGAGCUAAAUGUUUUAUUUAGAACUAAUUAUUCCUAAUUAUUUUGUAUCUUGUAUAAAAACAGUAGAUUUUUUUUUUGCUAUUUCAGGGUUGAUAUGGUGGGAGAUGGGGUAUCAGUCAGGGCAAAGAAGAGAUUAACAUUUAAGCCUUGAUCAUUUUCAGGACUUAAACUUAAAAUAAAGCACAUUGUAGGGGCAGGCCAUGACCACUGUCUAGGUCUUAUCCUAGACGUGAUCCCAGUAGUUUACAAAAGGGAUGGUAACAUCCUACAGAGAAGCGCUUUGCUUUUGAAAGAGAAAUGACCACAGACCAAUCUCCUGAAAAAGACUCACUUAAAAAAAAAAAUUUCUGCUGGGUUCAUUUGGAAAUGAGCUCCUUACUUAGAUGUUCGAUGUUCCUGAGGCUCUCUUAUCCUUUGUCUUCUGGCAUGCACACUAGAUCCAGGGAACGGGGAUUUCAGCAAAUUCAAAUAAAGCCUCUAUCACCAUGGCCUCAGUUCUUUUAAGAACUCCAUCCAUGAAUCUCAAGAGUCUGCCUGUGUGCAUGGCCUCAGGUGGAACAGACAGUCUUGUGAAUGUGUAAUACAAAGGGGAUUUGGUAAGCAGUAGCCUUAGAAAAUUUUCACCAGAGCACCUAGGAAUACCCAGGCACAACUGUUGGGCUUAAUAGGAAAUCAGAACUUCUGAAUGAAAAGUAAGUAGGAGGAUAGGACCAGUGAAUUCAUAUUCCAUUUAAUUUUGAUGAGCACUUGCUGGGAAACACUAAUUUGCUGUAACAGCUUUGUGUUUAAGAUAUGGAAAUGGGAAGUAAAGGCCAACUUUGAAACCUUUUAGUCUUAUGCUGUGUAACUCUUCCUGAUUUCUGUAACUGUCUAAAAAUGUGCCCUUUUUAUCCCAGAGAUGGAGAGGUGCAAAGGUUUGUGACAUUUUCUGAUGGAAUAUAAAAUGUUUAUAGAAAUACUUAUUUCAUUGAAAGGUGAAACUAUUGUUUAAAAUUUGGUGGAAAUGUUUCUUAAAUUAUAUUUAACAUGUCUGUAUAAAAAGGCCUUGCCAGGAAGUCUCCCAAACAGGGCCAAAGAGGUUAGUUGUGUAUUAAGUUUUCCAUUUUCUUAUCUGUUCAAGAGUAGGGGCAUCCUCUGGACCCAUAUGCUCUUAACCCAAAUUAAUUCUUCCAUCAGGUCUGUACAAUAAAGUUAAAUAAUAUUAGUCAUUGGCUUCAUUGUCAGGCAUCUUUUUUGCAAAAGAUCUGAAGCUGUAGUGCCAGUGGGACUCUUUAUCUGUGCCAUGUUUUACUUUCAGAAGAUUAACCAGUAAUCAAAUUAUAGUUUCACUCCUAAAGCAUCUACUAAAAUUCAGUCAUAGGAAAUAAAUGUCUUGCCCACUUUCCCCGAAAGGAAGGUUUAAUCUUAAAAAAUUACGUAUCCCUCAACAGUGACCAUUUAUGAAGAAGCUCACAAAAACACAGUUUACCUAAAUGUAAUUCUUCAGAUGCUACUCAAGUAGGGCUCCUUCAAAUAAGGAUGGUUUUGCCUGACAUUUUUCAUGAAAACAUUUGUCAAAAAAGGAAAACUGUGUAACACUUUCAAAAUUGUGAAAACUAUUUCAGCCACUGUUGCUUCACUUGCUAGUGGCCAACUACAUUUUGAGAAAUAUGAACCUUUCUGGUAAACUGAACUUACAAGCUUUGAGUGUGUUACCUUGUAAGGUGAUGGUCGUACUACCUAGUUCAUUAGUGCAUCAACCUUGAUUUGGGUGUUACCUGCAGUUUGGUUUUUGAAGUGUGUACUCUUCUCCAAAGUAUAUAAUAAUGGCUAGAAAAUGCCAUCUGCAUAAAAUGGCACCUUACAGCGUGAUACAUUGUCCUUUAUUAGUUAUCUAGUAACAUCUGUUGAAUUUAUUUGGCAUUUCUGCCUUGAGUCCCAUAAACCCCAUCACUUUGAUUCAGCCUCCUGAAUAAAAUUGCCAAUUAAGUAGAAGAUGCUCCUUUCUUCUGGAGCCUGAUCCCAUGGAGCUACCCUAUUGCCUUCCCCUUCUCAGAACCAGCAGAAUUAGGCUUACACUGCAAGAUUAUCCUUAGUUAAGAAGAAAAAUUAAAGUUGCUGCAUGCUGCCCACUCAUACUUGGACAGGAGUCUUGUAGAUGCCUCCAGAAUGGUUAUGUAACACAGACUCCUCAUUCCCCAUUGCUCCCCCCCCAAAAAAAAAAUCAGGUCCUUACAUCUAAACUGAUAUUUGGACUCAGCUGGCUAAUCUUGAGGUUCAGUUGAAUUUUUGGAUCCCAAGAUGAAGUGUAUAGAACUUAAUAUUAGAAGUUAUAUUUUGAUUACUUUAACAGAGUUUAUGUAGAAGUGAGUGAAUAUUAAAAUUCUACAUCAUUUUUGUCAUUUUUUUCUGACAAGAAUAGCACUUUAAUUUUAAAUGAAAUUGAUGCAACUCAAUGUAUAUUGGAUGGAGAAAAAACAUAUCUACAUGUUAUACAGUUUUAGAAACCAGUGUUUUGUUUUGAAAGGAAAGUUGACAUUUCAGAAUUCUGUUUAGUGCUUUCAGUGACUUACAUCAAUAGUGCCGAGUUGCUUCCUCUCCCGUCUAGUGCCAACAGUGAUGUGUGGCAUGACCUGCCAUUGCCAGAAGCUUAGUCUGUCCCAUGCUGAAGUAUCUAUGUGCCACCAGCAACAGGAAAGAUGAAGAUGAAAGGACCAAAGUUUGAUACGUAUAGUGUAAUUUUCAUUUAAUAUGUGGGAAUAUCACUCUCUCCAACUGUAUGACCAAGAGACAAAUGAAGCUUUGAAAAUGUCAGCAUCCCAGUAGGGCAGGGACUGCUUCAUUUUUGUCUUUGUAUGUCCAGCACCUAGCACAGUGCCUGGAAUCUAGGAGAUCCUAAGUCCUUGUAGUUUAACUGAUUGACUUCAGUUAAUUUUAGAGGAUCGUGUAAACUGCCCCCUCUUCACUCUAGAUUCUUUUCAGGAACCAAGCAAAAAACAACCAAGCAACCUGAAAAUUCUUACGCACAAUAGAGUGUUUUUCUGACAUGGUUGCUUAAUCUUAAUUCAAUUGUAGUCUUUUCCUAAAAUGCGCAGUGCAGAACAAAUCCCUUCCAAAAUCCAAUGUUUACAACAUUUUGAAAAAUGAUUAGUUUUUUGAGACAAAUUCUGAAUCCCACCUCUUUACAUACUAAAUUAAGUGCUAUUUAUUAAAUUAGUUUAUAUACAUAUCUUGAGGUUUUAUUUCUUUAAAGUUUCUUAUUUUCUUUAAAGGUCAAAGAAAACAAAGCUGAAUUUAGUAGUGCAUGUGUUUGAUAGCUUCCCACAUCCUGAACCAUCUCAUAAGUAGUUAUAUUUAGCUAGACACUUUUCAUUUAGAGAAGAUCUUAACCCUCUACAAGUGCUUAGCAGAAACAUUGGUAGGUGUACCAGUUCAGUGUAUACUCUAUCUUGCAAGGCAGCCUACACAUCUAUCUUUCCUACCUAUUAAAUCAGCAAGUUCUUUUCCAUUGGUUUGGAUUAAUUUUUCUUACCAAGAUAAUCUUUUUGCUGAAGUCACUAACAUUUAACAGUGUUUUACCUUCUCUUAUUAUGUUUCCCCAACUUUUUGAAUGUCUCCUUACAUAGUGGUUUCUACUUCUCUUCCUCUCCUACUUUAUCUGUUUAAAGCACUCUAUUAACAAGUAAUAACCUGAUGGCUUAAUUUCUUAGUAUGAGAAAAAAUAUGGAAAACAAGAAUCACCCAACUUUUGGCACUGAGAGUCCUAAAAGCCAUAUAAAGUGUCUUCGAAUAUUAGAAGAGAUGGUCAGUCACUUAGAAUAAGCUUUACAAAUGUAACUUUGUGAGAGACACUUUGUUGCAAAAGCCCAUUCUCUUAGGUUACUAGGUGAAAGCUAAGUACUGAUUGAUCAACUGUGUUCCUCAAACACCCAUGUAAAUCAAUUAUGUGAUUCUAGCACCUCAGUAAAUUUUUGUUUCAGCAUCUUGUUUUUUUCUCUCUAGAAAACAGUCCCUUUGAUGAAUGAUCAAGAAAGUUGUUGAUUUAAUAAGCUUAAAUAAGAUCCCAAAUAACCUGCUUCUCUUGUUUCAUUUCCACAUAGACAAAAGAAUAAGCAAACUUAAGUAAUUUGAAGAUUAGGUAGACUUCCUGAACAGUUAAAUUACAUAUGUGUAUCUGUUUGCUUAUCAGUUAUGGCCAUGUAGUAUGUGUCCACACAUGUAUUUAGAUGUCCCCACAUACCAAGACAUGUGAGAAUCCAAGACAGCAAAUCAGAAAACAACAUUGUGCCCAAUCAUAUUUUCCCCAUAACUGUUAAUUCUUCUUUCUUUCUCUAGUUGCAAAGUGCACGUCUCUUUUGGCCUGCAUUUCCUUCACAUAGAUGGCUGUAUAAUACUGCACUGUCUAUGGAAUUUCCCCAACCCUACAAAAGCCACUGAAACUGGGAAAUUAACUAUAUAGAAAGUACUGCGCAUGAAAAGAUCUGGAGUUAGGAUUUGAAAAUGAGGCAUUUAUAGAGUCAUUUCAUAGAUAACAGAUGGCUGCUAGGGCUCUCCUUUCCCAGCUUGAGAGUGAGUAAAUUACCUCAGAUACAGCAUGUGGCCAGGGGACUAUGUCAGUAAAACAGAACUAUUAAUAACAUGUCCAUAUUUUCCUUAGUUUAUACUACAGGUUUUCUUGAAGGUUUUAUUGGGAAUGUUUUUAUCUAAAAAUGUUGAGUAGGAAAAAUUUUCAGAAAUUUCCUUUUUUCAGUUGGAAUUACUUAAUGUGUAAAGGUUUCAGUAUGUAUGUAAUUUGGAGAAAACUAUAUAUUAGUCACAGACUAAUAUAUAUGAAAGUGAAUUACAAUAAUAUAAAUACAUCAAAGGACUCUAGUGUCAUCAAAGCACAGAAGUGAUGCUGGAGGUGGUCCCAGAAUCCAAGAUAUCUUAAUAGCAUUUUGCACCAGUUUCUCUAUUUUUAGUAUUUUACAUAAUUCAUGGAUCUUGUAUUUCAAAUGAGAAAAAAAAAAUUUCAUUCUCUACCCACCCAGCUCCCUCUUUUUCUGAUCCCUGUCUUUGUACUGACCAGGAGGUAAAAGAAAAUCACCUUUGUGCUAACUGUUUUCCUGUACUGUUCUUAUGAUUCAUCCAUACAAGUUCCAAAACAGAUAAUUGAUUUACAUCUCUCCCCACCCCCAUCUAGGUCGCAAAUACAGUGAAGGCUACAAGAAGAAACUUGCAGACCACAUUGCCCAAACCACAGACCACUGACAAUUAGACAUUUUCCAUAAAUCCAUGUAUUAUGUAUGGUACAAUUAUCAAUGUAAAUGCUUGCUAUGAAAAGUGCGAUUUAUUGUACAUUGUCUCAACAAAUGUUUACUUUUCUAAUUGUUAAGAACUUGUUUGGAGGGUAUCUUGGUUUCAUUGUGUGAAUGAUUGAUCCCUUGUAAAAUAAAAAGAAAUACAAAAGAAAUGGC
This is a messenger RNA of Phascolarctos cinereus (koala), 9041 nucleotides long. RefSeq names its product RAB GTPase activating protein 1 like (gene RABGAP1L). Lineage: Eukaryota; Metazoa; Chordata; Mammalia; Diprotodontia; Phascolarctidae. Gene Ontology annotation, molecular function: small GTPase binding; GTPase activator activity. The record is from RefSeq and is a predicted model, not a curated record. Gene Ontology annotation, biological process: regulation of GTPase activity.